Molecule: messenger RNA, 342 nt
Organism: Phialemonium atrogriseum
Lineage: Eukaryota; Fungi; Ascomycota; Sordariomycetes; Cephalothecales; Cephalothecaceae
Exons: 4
Coding region: 1-342 (113 amino acids)
Biological process (GO): transcription by RNA polymerase III
Cellular component (GO): RNA polymerase III complex
Source: RefSeq, a predicted model, not a curated record
AUGGAGCUCGAGAGGCCCGAGAUACAGGUCAUCCUCGUUGCACGCGAAGCGGAGACCGAGAAGGCGGCUCCAGCGGCUCCAGCAGCAGCAGUGGCAGAAGAGGCGGUGGCACAUGGCGUCCACCACGUCAAGCGACGGGCCAAGAUCAAGAUGUACGAGUCCGUCAUCAAGCAAUGCAUCAAGCACCUCGAGAGUAAGGGGUACAUUACGGACAUGAAGAGCGUCGAGCACCCUAACAAGAAGAUGUACAUCCGCGCCGACCUGCGGCGACGCCCUGGAGCGCUUUGGCAGCGGACGCGUCAUGCCUGCUCGCUGCGAGCCGCCGAUGCCAAAACCAACUAG